CCCCGCGGCCCCUCCCCUGGGCGCGCGCGCGACCUGGGCGCCAUGGCGGCGGCGGCAGCCGUGCAGCGGCCUGAGGCUGAGACAGUCGAAGAGGCCUCAGAUCCGCAGUGGCCACUGCCGCCAGAGCAUCGCCCUUCCGUGCCAGCAACCCGACCAGGCGAUGGCGAAGAGGCACCGGUGCGGCCACUGUGCAAGCCACGGGGCAUCUGCUCCCGCGCCUACUUCUUGGUGCUGAUGGUGUUUGUGCACCUGUACCUUGGCAACGUACUGGCGCUGCUGCUCUUCGUUCACUACAGCAACGGGGAUGAGAGCACAGACCCCAGACCCCAGCACCAAGAGGAGAGCCCACAGUCAGUGCCAACCUUGGGUCCCCUCACUCGGCUGGAGGGCAUCAAGGUGGGGUAUGAGCGGAAAGUCCAACUGGUCGCAGGCAGGGAUCACUUCAUCCGAACCCUCAGCCUCAAGCCAUUGCUUUUUGAAAUCCCAGGCUUCCUGAGUGAUGAGGAGUGUCGGCUCAUCAUCCACCUGGCACAGAUGAAGGGCUUACAACGAAGCCAGAUCCUGCCCACCGAAGAGUAUGAGGAGGCAAUGAGCACCAUGCAGCUCAGCCAGGUGGACCUUUUCCAGCUGCUGGAUCAGAACCAUGAUGGUCGCCUGCAGCUCCGAGAGGUCCUAGCCCAGACUCGCCUAGGAAACGGCCGGUGGAUGACUCCAGAGAACAUUCAGGAGAUGUACGCUGCGAUCAAGGCAGACCCUGAUGGUGAUGGAGUGCUGAGUCUGCAGGAGUUCACCAGCAUGGACCUUCGCGACUUCCACAAGUACAUGAGGAGCCACAGGGCAGAAUCUGAUGAGCUGGUGAGGAACAGCCACCACACAUGGCUCCACCAGGGUGAGGGCGCGCAUCAUGUCAUGCGUGCCAUCCGUCAGAGGGUGCUGCGCCUCACUCGCCUUUCCCCGGAGAUUGUGGAGCUCAGUGAGCCACUGCAGGUUGUUCGAUAUGGCGAGGGAGGCCACUACCAUGCCCAUGUGGACAGCGGACCUGUGUACCCAGAGACCAUCUGUUCCCAUACCAAGUUGGUAGUCAAUGAGUCUGUGCCCUUCGAGACCUCCUGUCGCUACAUGACAGUGCUGUUUUAUCUGAACAACGUCACUGGUGGGGGCGAGACUGUCUUCCCUGUGGCAGACAACAGGACCUAUGAUGAAAUGAGUCUCAUUCGGGAUGAUGUGGAUCUCCGCGACACUCGAAGGCACUGUGACAAAGGGAACCUUCGUGUCAAACCUCAGCAAGGAACUGCAGUCUUUUGGUACAACUACCUGCCUGAUGGGCAAGGUUGGGUGGGUGAAGUGGACGACUACUCAUUGCAUGGGGGCUGCCUGGUCACCCGCGGCACCAAAUGGAUCGCCAACAAUUGGAUCAAUGUGGACCCCAGCCGGGCACGGCAAGCUCUGUUCCAGCAGGAGAUGGCUCGCCUGGCGCGGGAAGAUGGCGCCGACUCCCAGCCCGAGUGGGCCUUGGACAGGGCCUACAGUGAAGCCCGCGUGGAGCUCUGAUGCGAGUCCCCCGCUGACCAACGUCAGAGACCCAGCAGGUCUUCUGUCCUGCCGCAGACUCACGUCUGGCCGAUCUUGCCCUACCCUCCCUUGUCUGCAGCCGCGAUGAAAGGCGCAGUUCCUCCAUUUCACGUUAUUUAUUGGUGUACAGCCUUCGCGCUGCUCCAUCAAAUAAAUCCACAGGGCUUCGA
Chionomys nivalis (European snow vole) is the source of this 1742-nucleotide messenger RNA. It is a transcript of the gene P4htm, whose product is annotated as prolyl 4-hydroxylase, transmembrane. The transcript is spliced from 9 exons. The coding region runs from base 43 to 1551 and encodes 502 amino acids. Gene Ontology annotation, molecular function: calcium ion binding; L-ascorbic acid binding; iron ion binding. NCBI's taxonomy places the organism in Eukaryota, Metazoa, Chordata, Mammalia, Rodentia, Cricetidae. Gene Ontology annotation, biological process: peptidyl-proline hydroxylation to 4-hydroxy-L-proline. Gene Ontology annotation, cellular component: endoplasmic reticulum. The record is from RefSeq and is a predicted model, not a curated record.